This is a messenger RNA of Oryza sativa Japonica Group (Japanese rice), 1289 nucleotides long. Its product is annotated as transcription factor MYB8. The record is from RefSeq and is a predicted model, not a curated record. NCBI's taxonomy places the organism in Eukaryota, Viridiplantae, Streptophyta, Magnoliopsida, Poales, Poaceae.
UCACAUGGUGCUGAAAGGACUGGCACAACUCUGCUACUGCAACAGCUCAUAUUGAGACAAGACCAACAUACAGGUUGCAGGAGGAAGAACAGGAGGAGAUAUUCAGAGAAGGAAAGAAGAGAGCAAUGGGGUGCCGGUCCUGCGACAAGCCGAAGAUGAACUACAGGAAGGGGCUGUGGUCUCCUGAGGAGGACCAGAGGCUGAGGGACUACAUUGUCAAGCAUGGCCUUGGCUGCUGGAGUGCUGUCCCUGCAAAGGCUGGUUUGCAGAGAAAUGGCAAGAGCUGCCGGCUGCGUUGGAUCAACUACCUUCGGCCAGGAUUGAAGCGUGGAAUGUUCUCUCAGGAGGAGGAGGACAUUGUCAUCAAUCUUCAGGCCAAGCUGGGCAACAAGUGGUCACAGAUUGCGAUGCAUCUGCCUGGGAGGACGGACAACGAGGUGAAGAACUACUGGAAUUCCUACCUCAAGAAGAGGGUGAUGCAGGCACAGGGCUCCAUCCCUAACAAUCUAGCAGCAGCAGCAGCUGAGGUCACCUCCAUGAGCACCACCGAGCCACCAUCAUUGCAUCACCAUCAUCAUCACCCUCACCAUCAUCAGAUCAAGAACAGCAGCGGCAGCACGACCACCUCCCAUGACCAAGACGCCAACCUGAGCAGCGGCGGCAGCCAUGGCGGCAUCUCUGCUCCUGCACCUGUCGCUGAGCCAUUUGAUCAGCAGCCCAAGAGCUUCGUCUUCACCGGCGACUGGAUGCCGAUGUCUGCGGCGGCGGCGGGGCAGGAGAGCUACUCCAUCUCGGCGCAGCACUGGCCGGCGUCCACGGCGAGCUCCGGCAACGUGACGCCGUCGCACGGCGGCGCGUUCGGGGACCAGAUGAGCGGCAGCUACGGCGCAUUGCAGCAGCAGCAUCAGAGCUCAGCUGCUGCUGCUCCAAUGGCAGGAGGCGGCGGCUACUUUGACCUGCUAAACAUGGGAGACAUCUAUGGCGGAUUUGCUGCCACUAGUGACGAUCUGCUCUUCUGAUGACGAUUGUGUGUGAUAUGAUCGAUCGAGUUCGUGUGUUUUGUGUGCAUUGAGCGUAAAAGCAUCGAAAGAAAUUGCGGUAUACUGCUUCAUUAAUUUGAUUCUUCUCUUUUGUAAGAAAAAAUGUGAUGUAGUAGAAGUUAAGCACACCCUAGGCUGGACAUAUUCUUUGGUUGUUUCUGCAAUAAAAAAAGUGUAACCAUUUGUCUGUGUAAAUGUGAGCCUGUAAUUCUCAAGUAGUAGUAGCACAAUACCCAACUGAAAGAAAAA